Molecule: messenger RNA, 2196 nt
Organism: Symbiodinium pilosum
Lineage: Eukaryota; Dinophyceae; Suessiales; Symbiodiniaceae
Source: the annotation of a GenBank genome assembly
AUGCCUACAUUACUUAUCGCCGCAGCCAGCGCGGCUCUGCUGGCUGCUCUCGUCACAGAAUUGUCUCAACGUUUCUGGUCCGACAGCUACAUCGCUCUGCUUGUCAUUACUUUUAUCGCGUUAUUGAUCAACGGCUUGUUCAACGCGCGACUGCGCCAGAACGCCAGUCAAUCAACAUCCGCCCGAGCGCAACCCCAACGCCAGAAUGAGCGCAAAAAACCCACCAAUGACAGGGAUAAGCGUAGCGCCAGCGAGCGGCCGUCCGGUGAACGUAAAAAACCCGCACGUGACCCCAAGCCACAGCGCAACGACAGCAAUCGACAGGCUAACCGCGGUGAUCGCGAUAGCGGCGAACCUGCCCGGGAAGUCAGCCAGGCCACAGGGCCGGUGGAAAACGGCACGGUUAAGUGGUUCAACCGUUCCAAGGGAUACGGUUUUAUCGUUCGCGAGAAUGGCGAGGAAAUCUUCGUGCACCAGCGCUCAAUUGCCAGCGAUGGUGAUCGCAAUCAACGUCCUGUACUGAAUGACGGCCAGCAAGCCGCCUUCAACACUCUGGGGCUGGUCGGGCCUGCACUGGUGCAGACUUCCAGCAGACCGGAGUUGGGCGAUUAUCAGGCCAACGGGGUGAUGGCGGCAGCCAAGCGAGCGCAGCGUAAUCCGCGCGAAGUGGCUGCUGAGGUUAUUGAAGUCCUGGAUCUGAAAGGUAUUGCCAGCACUGUCGAUAUCGCCGGUCCCGGUUUUCUCAACAUUACCCUGGCCGCAGAUUUUCUUGCCGGUGUUACCGCCGGCGAAAUCACAGCCAGCCCGGCGCCACAGCGGGUUGUUGUUGAUUACUCUGCCCCGAACCUGGCCAAAGAAAUGCAUGUCGGUCACUUGCGCUCAACCAUCAUCGGCGAUUGUAUCGUUCGCGUGCUGGAAGCUCAGGGCCACACCGUUUUACGACAGAAUCACGUUGGCGAUUGGGGUACCCAGUUCGGCAUGUUGCUGACCUACCUGCAGGACACAGGCGCAAAUUCUGAUUCCCUGGCCUACCUCGAAGACUUCUACCGCGCAGCAAAAACGCGUUUCGAUGAAGAUGAGGAUUUUCAACAACGCGCGCGCCAGGCUGUGGUGGACCUGCAGGCAGGCGAUGCCCACGCGUUGGACAUGUGGCAGCAUUUCAUCACCGUAUCCAUGUCUCACUGUCAGGAAAUUUACGACCGGCUCGACGUGACGCUCAACCCGACUCACAUCCAGGGUGAAAGUGCGUACAACGAUGCGCUGCCCGGCAUCAUCCAACAGCUUAAUGACAAAGGCCUUUUGACGCAGUCCGAAGGUGCGCAGUGUGUGUUCCUGGAGGAAUUCAAAACCAAGAAAGGCGAGACCCUGCCGGUUAUCGUGCAGAAAACCGAUGGUGGAUACCUCUACGCCACCACCGACCUGGCAGCGAUCGCGUAUCGUAACAAAGAACUCAACGCAGAGCGGGUGCUGUAUUUCACCGACGCACGCCAGGCACUACACUUCAAACAGAUAUUUGCCGUUGCCCGGGCGGCUGGAUUUGCCGAUUCGAGUAUCAGCCUGGAACACAUGCCGUUUGGCGCCAUGCUGGGCGACGAUGGCAAACCGUUUAAAACCCGCGCGGGCACCGUGGUGAAGCUGGCUGAAUUACUCGACGAGGCAGAACUACGCGCCACCCGACUGGUAAGCAGCAAAAACCCUGACCUUGACGACAAAACCGCGGCGGAGCUGGGUCAUGUCAUUGGCAUAGGUGCAGUGAAAUAUGCUGACCUGUCGAAAAAUCGUACCAGUGACUACGUGUUCAACUGGGAACAGAUGAUCAGUUUCGAAGGCAACACUUCACCUUAUCUGCAAUAUGCCUAUACCCGCAUUGCCAGCAUCUUUGCCAAGGGUCAGAUUGAUCUCAGCACCCUGCCCAUGCAGGCAAUCGCGGUUGAAGAACCGGAGCGGCGGCUGGCGGUAAUGAUUGCGAGUUUCAACGAUACCCUCGAUGCCGUGGCAAGCGAAGGCAUGCCACAUCUGUUGUGUGGUUAUCUGUAUGAACUGGCAACGCGUUUCACCAGCUUCUACGAAGCCUGCCCGAUUCUUACCAGCAGUGCUGAUGUACGCGAACGACGCCUGGUGCUGGCAAAACAGACCGCCGACACGCUGCGGAACGGCCUUGAUCUGCUGGGUAUUGGUGUUGUCGAACAGAUGUGA